AUGUUGUACGUGUCGCGCGGGCCGCUGCGCACCUGCAUGCCGGCCAGAAGCGGCGAGGUCGAGAUCUUGGGCAUGACGUCCAGCGUCUCGUGCGAGACGGGUUGGGACGGGGCGCCGACGCGCGGCAGAACCGCGAGCGACGACGGCAACGACGACGAUGACGACGACGAUGACGAGAACGAGAGGGGGAUUGCGAGCUGCGGACGCCGCGGCGUCAGGAGCGAGAUCGAGCGCGCCUGCUGGCCGACGCGCGGUCGAGCCGAGGCGCUGAUCCUGUUGACGAGCUCGCGUUAG
Molecule: messenger RNA, 294 nt
Organism: Verruconis gallopava
Lineage: Eukaryota; Fungi; Ascomycota; Dothideomycetes; Venturiales; Sympoventuriaceae
Exons: 1
Coding region: 1-294 (97 amino acids)
Source: RefSeq, a predicted model, not a curated record